Meloidogyne enterolobii is the source of this 1275-nucleotide messenger RNA. The record is from the annotation of a GenBank genome assembly. Lineage: Eukaryota; Metazoa; Nematoda; Chromadorea; Rhabditida; Meloidogynidae.
UUUUAAUUUCAAAAGAUGUCCUCAUCCUUCCUUUCCUCUCCCUUGUUUUUUUCUUUAAUACCCCUUUUAAUUCCCUCAUUUUAUCCCCCUGUCGAAAGUGCCUUCCCCUCUUCAGAAUCUUCAAUUUUAGAUAAUGCUGUGAUAGGAGAUCCUUUAGUUGAUUGUCUCGAAGAACGUGUAAAAUUAACAUUUCAAACGCAAAAACCUUUUACUGGAAGAAUUUUUGUUAAAGGAAUGGUGGAUAAUGAAAAGUGUGUGGAAAAUUAUAGGCAGAAUAGUCAAACAAAGGUCGAAUUUGAAUUGGCCAAUGGAGCUUGCAAUAUGAGACGAUCAAGAAAAUUAGGACCAGAACAACGAGGUGUAGAACAGUCUAUUACUGUGACGGAAGCAGAUAAAGUAGUUACUAAUCGCUUUGAUGUUAGCAUGAUACCCACAACAGAGUUGAUUGAUACUGCCAGAAUGCCUCUCUGUACGUACACUGUAAGAAGAGGUUCUGUGAAUGGACCGAUUGUGACUUAUGCAAGUGUGGGGGAGCCUGUAUUUCAUGUAUGGCAAUGCGAUUCAGACAUGUUUUCAAUGUUAGUCCACAACUGUUUUGUAGAUGAUGGGGCUGGAAAGGAUCGGAAACCUUUAAUUGAUGAGCAUGGCUGUACAAAUGACCCAAUAAUAGUUUCUGAUUUAACAUAUAAUAGUCAAGCAAAUUUGGCAUUUACAGAAGUUAAUGUUUUUAAGGUAGGGGAACAACAAAAAAAUUUCAAAAAAUUUUUUCCCCCAAAAAAGUUUGCCGACAAAGUAACAACGUAUUUUCAAUGUGCAGUCAGUACUUGCAUGAUUUCUGAAGGAAUGUGUUCUGGGAAAACUCCCCCUCGUUGUGGCCCAAAUAAUCGUCGGAGACGAACGACUGGAGAUGCUAAAGAAAUUGAAAACAAUUCUUCGAUAUCCGCGCCAUUUUCACCUGAUGACCCGUUUACGAUGGAUUUGUCUGCUGAAAGAAUUCAUGUUUUGGAUUUGGAUGAUGAAGAAACUGGAGAAGAGGCGGAGGAACGGAGAGAAUUGCUUAAAGUUGGGAAAGAUUUUUCAACAAAUUCGCGUCUCGGACUGACUACAGGGCCAUACGCGGUCUCCCCUCUUUCCCAAUCAACCGUCUGUGUUAGUGAAAAUAUUUUUGGUGCUGCUCUAGCAGGGAUUGGUUUGCUAGUUUUUUGUUUUCCGUUGGUUACUGGAUUACUUAUUUGGCGUCAACGUAAAAUGGCAAAAAUAAGUUGGCAUCGAUAG